UCGGCAGCAUCACCCGAGUCCUUCGUGAAAAUGCAGCCUUCCCACGGGUUAUUCUGCCCUCACCCGUGCCCGAGGCCACGGCGGCCUUUCCCUCAGCCUAGACCGACCCGCAGAUAUCUCUCCGGACUGAGGCCCGAGGCUGCGCCGGCGCGGAAUCGGGACGCCGGGGUUGGCUGGAGCAUUCCCGGCUCACGCUCCUCUGGGAUGGACCCGGAGGCGGGUUUCGCUCCCAAUGGGGACGCUUUGGACCGGUACGACCCUCGACUGGGCCCCAAGAAGUAUCUAAAGUGCCUGAAGUGGGGAUUGAGGCUUCCAAGACGAAGACAGAGAAAUUACCCCCAUCUUUGUCACCGGGAUCCCUGCCUCCCAGCGGCCAAGGAGCUCCCGGAGAUCCAGAGACUCCCGCAGGGAGGGUUUCCAGGACACUCAAGAAGUCGACAAAUGCAGAAGAGAGGCGGGCGCCUUCCCCGAAAAGAAUUGGGUCGGGCUCAGGUGAAAAGCGAGGCCAGCACCAGAAGGAGGAGAUUCCGGAACAACUUAAGAGGCCUAUUCACCUCAAUCAUGGAAUCAUCUUCAAAGUGUCUGCUCACCCAAGUUACUCAAUUCUGGAACCUCCUAGAUGACCUGUCUGAAAGUAACCCUGAGAGCUAUGAGAAGUUCAUUCAACAGCAGCUGAAAGAAGGGAAACAGCUCUGUGCUGCCCCAGAACCACAGCUCUGUCUACAAACCAGAAUCCUGAAACCAAAAGAAAAACUACUUUUUAUCAACCUAUGUCAGUGGAAAAGGAUUCCAGCUCCCCAAUCAACUACUCACCCGGUACCUCUAAGUGUUGGCAGACCAGAAGAUAUGUCUGAGACAUCAGAUGUUUAUACAGUCAUCGAUGUUGCCUACAAUCCUGAUGUUCUCCAAGCAGCAGAAAAGGACCAAGUGAGAAAAGAUCAGUUAAUACGGAUGGCCAUGAAAUGCAUUGAGGAAAAACUCCAGUUCACUCUCUCACAUUUUUACCAUAUUACUAAGUUUAAAGUAAAAGGAAGCAUUCAAAGGAUGAAACAAAAUCUGAUGGGAAUUCAAACUGACCCCACAGAUUUAAGAGACAAAAUGAGAAAGGAACUAACCCUUGAACAGAUAAGAAACAGUACUGUGAGCAAUUCGGAUGAUUUCCCUCAACUUUUACUGCCAAAAGACCAUGUUUCAGGCAAAACAGGGUGCCUGAUAGAAGAGAUUUCCAGUACAGAGACCCAGGCGGAGAUGAAGACACCAGCCUAUGAAUUAAAAAUUGGGGCGGAUCACAAUGAGAAACCGCUGAAAAUUGAAUUAAAAGUUGAAUUACCUGGUAUUAAUUCAGUAUCUCUCUGUGACCUCAGUGUUUCUGAGGAUGAUUUAUUGAUUGAGGUCUUUGAGAAGUACAGAUUACAUCUGAAUCUUCCAGAACCUGUGAAUCCUGAAAUGACAACAGCAAAAUUUAUCAGAGAGAAAGCUACAUUAAUCGUCACAAUGCCAUUGAUGUAAGUCAAGAGCAUCAUGUGUUUUGGGUUUUCAGUGCUCAAGUUAUAGGACCUUCAUUAUGG
Molecule: messenger RNA, 1568 nt
Organism: Rhinolophus ferrumequinum (greater horseshoe bat)
Lineage: Eukaryota; Metazoa; Chordata; Mammalia; Chiroptera; Rhinolophidae
Gene: PIH1D2
Product: PIH1 domain containing 2
Exons: 7
Coding region: 31-1509 (492 amino acids)
Biological process (GO): box C/D snoRNP assembly; rRNA processing
Cellular component (GO): R2TP complex; ribonucleoprotein complex; cytoplasm
Source: RefSeq, a predicted model, not a curated record